AACCCAUCGCACCUUCACCACACCCGCCAUGACUACCCCAAAGCCAGUUCUCAUUUCCGGCGCCGGCCUCGCCUCUCUCCUCCUCGCCCGCUCGCUGCACCGCUCUAAGAUCCCCUUCCUUGUCUUUGAGCGGGACGCGUCUAUUGUGUUCCGCGCUCAGGGCUAUCGCCUCCGCCUCUCCGUCCAGGGCCUUGAUGCAAUUGAACAUGUGCUUGGCCCCACGGGUUUCCAGAAGUUCUAUGAUGCUUGUGGCAAAACUGGCGGUGCCGGCUUUUCGGCCAUUGACCCGCUAACGGGCGAAACACUGGGUACCGACACGCCGAGCGUGAAGAGCGAGACUCUUACAAGCAGAGAAGGCAAGGUUGUGGGCAUCUCGCGUGGUGAUAUGCGUAAGCUGUUCAUGGACGGUCUGGAAGACAAGGUCCACUGGAACCACCAGGUCAAAGCAUAUGAGAGGACUGAAGACGGCGUGCGGCUAGUCUUUGCAGACGGUAGCAAGAGCGAAGAGGGCUCCAUGCUCGUUGGGGGCGAGGGCGUCAAGAGCGCAGUAGCGGGGCAGCUCUCCAACGGCGCUAUCAAGGUCUAUGAUCUCGGCUCAAGAGGUAUACACGGUCAGGCGUCCACGACCGCUUUCAAGAACUUGGGCGAGGGCGUCUUCCGCAUGGUUGACGACACUUCCCAGCCAAACGGUGGCAAGGUCUUUCUCAUCACUAACGUUCGCGCUGACGACAUGGACAACCCCGAUAUCCAAUUCGGCUGGACCAUGAUCGGCUCACCAGGCGUCAUCAAGGCACCCAACGACAACUACACCAUCACAGGCUCGCCCGCCGCGCAGAUAGCCAAGUCGCUCACCGCCCAAUGGCAUGAGCGUGUUAAGCCGUUGUUUGACAACAUGGACGAGGCCGAAGCUGCAUUUUGGAAGAUCACUUGUUCAUCGCCCAAGGGAGUGCCUGAGUGGCCCAACGACCCUCGCGUCACCUUGGUAGGCGACGCUGUACAUGCCAUGACACCUGCAGGCGGCAAUGGUGCCAACACGGCCGUUCGUGAUUCAGCCUUGCUCGGACGUCUGAUGGCAGAAGCUUGGGAACGAGGCCAUGGGCAGCAUUGGUCAGGUGUGACUGAGGCCUUUGAAAAGGAGAUGCGCAUUUACGCAAGCGAGGCUGUCAAGGCCAGCUAUGGUCAUGCUGUAGGACAGUUCGGGCUUGAGGGUGAUCUAGAGGAUAAGCCCACGCUCAACGAGUAUAUAACACCAAACUGAGGUAGAUGUCGAUACAUGUACAUGUGCAAAUCAACA
Messenger RNA from Pyrenophora tritici-repentis Pt-1C-BFP, 1294 nucleotides. RefSeq names its product UbiH, 2-polyprenyl-6-methoxyphenol hydroxylase and related FAD-dependent oxidoreductase. Gene Ontology annotation, molecular function: FAD binding. The record is from RefSeq and is a predicted model, not a curated record. NCBI's taxonomy places the organism in Eukaryota, Fungi, Ascomycota, Dothideomycetes, Pleosporales, Pleosporaceae.